AUGGCUGGAAUAAAAGGUUUGGUGAUUUUGGCAUUUGCUGGAUCGAUUGGAAUGACUUUUCUCAUUUUGGCAUGUGCUCUACCUCAAUAUGCGUUGUGGUGGCCAUUCUUUGUCUUACUAUUCUAUCUCCUAGCACCCAUACCCACAUUAAUAGCCAGAAGGUAUAAUGAUGGUUCCGGAUCCAGUAACAAUUGCCUAGAGGCUGCCAUUUUCAUUACCAUGGGAAUCUUAGUCAGUUCAUUUGCAUUGCCUAUUGUACUGGCUCGAGUUCCUGUCAUAGAAUGGGGUGCUUGCUAUUUAACAUUAGCAGGAAACUUUGUGGUGUACGCUACUUUAUUAGGAUUUUUCUUAACAUUUGAUCAAGACGAUUCAGAUUAUAACAUGUGGUAG
Messenger RNA from Psylliodes chrysocephalus, 390 nucleotides. The record is from the annotation of a GenBank genome assembly. NCBI's taxonomy places the organism in Eukaryota, Metazoa, Arthropoda, Insecta, Coleoptera, Chrysomelidae.